Aspergillus aculeatinus CBS 121060 is the source of this 927-nucleotide messenger RNA. RefSeq names its product PE repeat family protein. Lineage: Eukaryota; Fungi; Ascomycota; Eurotiomycetes; Eurotiales; Aspergillaceae. The annotation marks the transcript as partial. The transcript is spliced from 5 exons. The record is from RefSeq and is a predicted model, not a curated record.
AUGGGUAAGAAGAAGAAUACCAACAACAAAAAGAAGAACAACAACAACAACAAGAACCGACUACCGAUAAACGACAAUCCAAAUUCCAACGAGCAAGCUUCUUCCCUAGCUGAACCCGCCCCGGAGACGGUGGCCGAAGUGAUUGGGAAUGGAGCAAUCAUCGAUCCAACACUCGAGCGUCAUUACCAGACCUUCGACCGUCAAACCAUGCAAUUUCAUUAUUAUUCUGUUGCUGCUACCUCGUCCGAUGAUGGUCUGACCCCGGCUAAGGACCAGGAGAACAACAAACCCGUCGAUGGCCAACCUUCCGACAGUGCUCCCCAGGAAGAAGGAUCUGAUAGCACCUCAGCUGAUGGUUUAUCGUUACCCGAUUCUGGAGAAACGUCUGAGACAAGCACACCACCUUCCGAGCCCGCUGAAAUCGCUGCUGAUGCUGUCGACGACACCGGUGCGGCACCCAAAGAGGACAGCGAGACACCUGCUCCCGCGCCAGAUGCACCCGCAACGGACGCGGACGAUAGCACACCAGCAGGUGAAGACGCCACACCAGCCGAUGACGCACCCAAAGAGGACGCACCCGAAGACGUAGAGCCAGAGCCCGCCGCCCCCGACGCAGCCGACAGUCCACCGGCACCAGCGGAGGAGACUACUGAGCCUCCCCCCAGCACUGAGGAAGACUUUCCGGCCUGCGACCCCUCCGCCGAAGAAGACAAAGUCGAAGCCGAAAAGCAGGCGGUUGAAGCUACCACAGCGGAAGAAGAGACACCAGCAGUCGACGGCCCAUCGACAGAAGAGGUCCCGCCCGAUACGAAUGCUGAUAUUCCCGGUGACGACACUGCAGGUGCGAAUGACAAUAGUGAUGCAAUUAAUGACACCUCAGCCACAGAAGCCAAUUCGGAGGAGGAACCGAAGGAGGCCGAGGCUCAG